CGCGGUUUUUGAGGUUACGUACUAUGUGUUUCGCUUAGUAGGCCGUUACGAAGUAGCACGUGUUUCAAUUACUCGUGACUGAUAUCUCUCGCGCGCGCCAAAACUUCGCACCGCGUGUCGCAAAGCGUGUCACUAACCUAGUACCGUCGGAGCCAAACCGGAUAUUGAACUUUUCCCGCUGGUCGUUUAUGGGUGCGUGCCCUUUCUCCAAACUUCCCUUCCUUUCCCUACUGCCUGUGUCUCACUCUCUCUCUCUCUCUCUCUCUUGUGAUUUUUGUAUGUGUUUGUGUGUGUGUGCGUGUGUGAGAUUUAUUUUGUUGGCAAAUGCGUCUCCACCCGAUCCGGUCCGACCUUCUAGCAGUGCUCUUGGCAAAGGGAUUUGGUUCGAAAUUAGUUUCUGUGGAACGUUUGAACGUUUUGAUGCAAAUUAGUUUCGAACCUAAGCUUCCAUGCGAGCUUUUUAUGUUUGGGCUAUGUGAAAACGAAGGUAGAAACCGAUCGGCUUAGUGAAGCUAGUUGCUUCGGGGCAUUCCGCCGAGUGCAGAAAAUGCAGUGAUUUACGUGUUCCGAGCCGUAUCCGGCCCCGUGUGGUUUCGCAUACCCAUGCAUUGUACCGAUUGCCGAUUUCCAUAAGAAAGUCAACGAUAGUUGGAGCAUAAGCAAAAAAAGCAAAAACAAGAAAUAUAAAUCAACAACAUUCAGCAGAAAAUCCGUCGAAGAAAAGGAACCGAAGAUAAGACAAAACAUACACCGGCACGAACUUGGCGAAGGCACGAAGGAAUGUACGGCACAACAAAAAAGAAGCGAAACACCGUUCAUUCUCUUUGACCUGCCAAACAAACAUCUUCGCAUCUCGCUGGCAAGAGUCUUCGUGGCAAGAGGUGUGCUCCGUUAGUAGAGAAUCACCUGCAGAACUUACAAGCCAGCGCUGAAGAUUGUCCCACAGACUGGCGGGAGUUCCGUUAUUCAAGAACAGCUCAGCGAAAACCCGGAAGUCCGCAGAACUUCACAACCACGCAACGGUUCAUACAACGGGCAGCCUAGAUCUGGUUCACGGGUUUCUCCUGUUGGUGUGUUCCAAGUGAGAGGUUACGGAAAGAAACAACAAAAUAUCCAGUGCAGCGUAUGGAUUGGUGCGAAUAGUUGCAGAAUUCAAAAUUCAAACCGUUUCUUCAAAUGAUAGCGUUUAGUGCGUGUUCUCUUAUAGUGGCGUCGUGUGUGGCACAUCAAACAAAAAGUGUCAAAAGUGUCAUUUAAGUAGACCCAGUAAGUGAAGCGUUUAGGUAGGAAGAAAGUGAGCGUUGUGCAAGAAAGGAAACCCAUUCUGACACCUGACGAAUGUGAUUCUUCUCUGGAGCUAGUUAUAACUUAAGCGUAAUCAGUAUCUACUGCUCCGUGUCUUCCGGUGACAGGAGUGUCAGUGGGCAGUGAGUUCCCACUCAAUAGUAAUAAAAAACGGUGGGAAAAGUGUUUGUGUGUGUGUGUGUGUUUACUGGAUUUUCAUAUCAAACGGAUUCCAGCAAUAGUGACAGUGAGUUCGGAACCCAACAUCCGGUUUUCAUCAGCAUCACUAAGCAGGCUUCAAGGAAGGAAAAAAACUAGCAACGACGACACAUCCAAGAUGAAUGGUUUCCGAGUGCUAAAUUUUGCCUUGUUCGCGUUCUGCUUUCUCUGCACAAUCGAACAGUUAGAGAGUACCUGUGUUUUUGAUUCCGAUUUCGGUCUCAUCCUGAACUGUGCCUUCAAAAAGUCCGGCCUCUUUCGGGUGCGGAACUUGGGCGGCGUCAAGGCCCACUUCGGGUUAGGCUUUAGCGUCGGAGAUGAGCUGGGACUGGCCGAAUCGCUCGGUAACGUCGAGGCAAACAAACGACGCGCCCUUAACAUUCGCACCGGUGCUAACAACAUUGGCGUCCUGCCCGCGUCCAAAAUGCCGACAUCCUACCCAUCAUUACCCUCCCCAUCCAUCUCCCCUUCGCCGGGUGCUCCAAUACAGCAGAGUCGUCCGCAGGCGGUAACCGUCCGUUCGUCGGCAUCCAUGCUACCCAAGGGCAUUGGUGGGCUACCGAAGGUACCAUCGUCCGUCUCACCCGUGUACGUUUCGCCUGCAUCCAGCCUGAUGACGAAAGCCACCUCACUACCGCUCGGUGUACCUCCCUUCCGUCCCAUUCCCAAACCAACGCCGGAAACGGAACCGGUGAGAUUCGACCCAUCCAUACUCCGCCGAAACUUUGCCCUCAAAACCGCCCAAACUCCUGAUCCUUCCUUCCAGAGUCAACUGAUGAAUCAGACCUCCUCCUUUCACCGGAGUGCCCCAACUCGCAAUCCCGGCCCCCCAUUUCCUAACGCUCCCAAUCAGCAGAUUAUCUACAAGGAAGCACCGAACCUGCAGGUCCAAAAGGUGCCGGCCUUCCAGGCAAUGCCCGAGUCUGUGUCCCGCAUCUCGACCGGUCCGGUCGUACAGGUCGAUAAUAAGCUCCAGCCGUCCGUCAUCAAGAAUUCCAUCAUGAGCAUUCCACCGCGCCGACAGAUGACAAAGCCCGGCCCAACCAUUGCCACCGGCAGCACCAGCACCGCAGAUGCCGGCGAGGAGAUCGAUCUGAUGGGCCACACCGUGGAGGAGCUGGCAGCGGCUGCCAACGUCAGUGUGGAGGUGAUCAAGGAAGCGAUUCGUGUCCGGCAGCAGGAAUUGCGUGCCCAGAAGCAGUACGAAAAGCAGCAGGCCGCCUAUGCCCAGGCCCAAUUCUUUGCACAGCAGCAGACGACGCCAACAACGACAACUACCACGACGACAACGCCACGACCCAGACGUUAUCCAACCAACGCAGGUCACAAGGCAAGUGAAUGUUGCUUACGGAGCAAAUCAUGCUUACGGAUUUGUAACAGGAAGAAAUGCAGAAAUCAUCACCCUAAACUCUUCUUUUCAACGCAGGUUAUGAAUGCACCGAAAGAGUACUACCCGGUUGGAUACGACAAGAACUUCGAUGACAACUUCACCUCCAAGGUGGACCUGCCCUACACGACGUUCAACUGCGGCGAACAGAAACACUUCCCGGGGCUGUACGGCGACGAGGACCUUGGUUGUAUGGUCUUCCACGUAUGUGCCCUGACGGACGAUGGAUUGAUCAUGAAAUCGUUCCUCUGCCCGGAAAGCACACUGUUCGACCAAACCGUGCUGAAGUGCAACUGGUGGUUCUACGUCGACUGCAAGAGCAGCAAGAACCUGUACGACUCAAACCUGCCCGUGUCGAAGAGCUACCAGCUGAUGAAGGCCCUGUCCUUCUUCUCCUCCAACUACAAAAACCCGGGCGACUCGUCCGAGGGUGUCGAUGUGGAAGCACUCAAGAACAGCGUCGCCACAGCUGUUGCCGUCGGUGGUUCGGCCCGUUCGCUAGACAGUGUCAGUAGCAACACCAUUGCCGGUUCGACUGGCGAACGCUUACAGGACCGCUUAGUGCCGUCACCAUCCGUGAGUGCACGGAGCACCAACCAAAGCAGCAACACGACGAUCACACCAACAUCAAGCAGCAACAGUAACAGCAGCAGCAGCAGCAACAAAACAACGACAUCGACGUAAAUGGAAAUGAUUUGAUUUCACCGAUUUCCUCACUGGGGCAGGGUGUGAGUUUUUUGGUGUGAAAAUUCUGUCUGUGUGCUACGGGGGCUGUGGCGGCUGUAGGAAGUAAGACAAAUGGUUGUGUCACUCGGUACGGUAUGAGCCAACGUUGGCAGUGGUUUUGGUUUAGUGUUUUUUUUAUAUAUGUACAAUUUAAGGAGAAGAAAGCGAACAACAAAAUAUAUUGGUGCGGAGUGAUUUAAGUGGAAACCUGUCGAUGCUCGCUGGGUAACACACGCGGGCGUGCAUUUCACUGGUCAUUGCUCCAUAGUUCGUACAGCACAAAAGAGAUUCCCAGUCUUAGCAAAGUAAAAUUGUCAUACAGAUUGCCUAACUGCAAGGCGGUUUAAAACACAAAAUGCGCCUGAAACCAUGCAAUCCGUGUGGGUUGAUUGCUUCUUUAGAGAUUUUAUGUGAGCUUGUUUGCCUCACUCAACUCUUUACAAAUGCUUCUCCGAGAAUAUGAAUUGAAAAGAGAAUGCUACCGACCCCGUCGGUUAUAAAGUAUGAAAGUGUUUCAAUUACAGCAAAUUAAAUUAUGCUGCAUGCACACCGCGAGCUCAAGCCAAACCAUUCAGCAGCACUGCAUUGCAUCCAUUGAAAGCUACCUUCAAGCACCAGCUACGCAAAGUUUCCUUCUGCCAGUGCAACGCGCCAACCGGUGUGGUGUUUGGUAAGCUUAAACACCUGAAGGUUAAAGCAUCCCCUAGCCCGUCAGACACUUCCGUGCAGCAGCACUCCCCUUACGCAGCUGAUUUUCAAGCGUUGCUCACCCGUGCUAUAUCAGAAUCGAUCGAGCAGGAUGGUGGGUGGACACGGUAGCAUAAGUAUUUAUUAAACAACGAUCCUACGAACUAAACUUCUUAAAACCAAUUGCUUCCAAUUGCCAUUCCGUGUGUGCCGUGUAUGGAAGGCGGACGGAUUUGGGAAUCGGUUUGUUUGGAGUUCAUAAGACUUUUGUUACGUUAGUAUAUAGUAGAAAUGAGAAAGUAAGCAGCAGAGCACAUUCAGUUGCGUAUGCUUUUCACGAUAGGGACUACAUUUUGUUUUACGUUACUGUUACGAGCGGGCAAGACUCGCUAGUUAGCUGACCUCUUAGAUUAUGGCAUAGGUAUAAACGCUAGUGACUGUUUCUCGGGUAUUUUGGCAAAUCAUCUUUGCUGCUGCAAGUAGCGAGUGUAGUACGUAGGUAGUAGAGUUUGUGUUCUUUUUAAAAAUAACGUACGAGCAUUGCAUCGCAGCCGCUCGAUUUGCAUAUUUAUUUAAUUAGCGGCAUAAGGUACAUCAGGUGUAGUUAUCACUAUCUUUACUAGAAUCUGGUAUUAAACAUAACAACAAUAACUGUGCUACUGUACAACACAGCUCGUUCAGAGCGGAUAGCUGCAACAUAAUUAGCAAUUGAUAGAGCGAAACGACCUAAAGAACUGUUGCUAUCAUUCUGAACGAACCGCUGUUGCGGCACCCAUUUCCUAGACACACCUAAAACUUGCUCACUUAGAAACGGUAUAGACAGUAAGAGUUUAUGUUUCGGUUUUUGGGAGUGCAACUGAGCACAUUUAUGCAAUGUUGUGUCGUCGUCGUCGUCGUCGUCGUGGCCGGUCAAUAUAUUAGUUGUUUUAUCUGUAACACUAGAAAUUCCCAAUAUACCGUGUUCCGCUGUGCAGUGGAUGGAACACGUGUGACCGAUACGAAUGAAUACCGUAUGUAAUGUCUCGUUGAAAAACGAGAUGCGCACUAAGCGCACCACUAUGCCAACAGUUGCCGGACAGGGCAAAUUCUACUCAUCCAGUUGACUAUUACUGAUAAAGUAAAACACAUUAAUUUCAAUUUA
This is a messenger RNA of Anopheles funestus (African malaria mosquito), 5444 nucleotides long. RefSeq lists its product as uncharacterized. Lineage: Eukaryota; Metazoa; Arthropoda; Insecta; Diptera; Culicidae. Gene Ontology annotation, cellular component: extracellular region. Gene Ontology annotation, molecular function: chitin binding. The coding region runs from base 1622 to 3574 and encodes 650 amino acids. The record is from RefSeq and is a predicted model, not a curated record. The transcript has 7 exons.